AUGUCACGUAAUGUGGAGCAACUGAAAAGAGUUAUAGAAGAUAAGAAGGCUGUAUUAGCUCCUCUGAUACGAGAAGUGAGACCUCUCCGUCAACAACAUCAAGAAAUCAAGAAUACCCACACAGAAAAGAAAUCUACUUAUGACAGUUUAGCUGCUGGACUACAAAGCAAUCGUGCCCAACUAGAAAGGCAAGUCAAAUCUUUGUGGGAAGAAUGCAUGGCUGAAGAAAGUCAGUAUCAUUUACUCAACUGCCAACUGGAGUCAGUACGUUUGCACGACCAGCGAGUAAAAGCUGAAAUGAAAAUAAUGGUGUCUAAAGAUCCUGCUGAGAAGAAGAAAAGCAUGCGUGAUGUGUUGACACGAAAAAUACAAGAACAAGAAAAUCGUGGUCGUGCUUUACGUGAUAAACAAAAAGAUAUUAAGGACACACACGAGUUCUCUAUGAAACAAGUGAAAAUGUGGAAAGAUCUUUAUCGUUUGUUUUUCAAGUCAAACAAGAAUGUCUUCAACGUGCACAAGAACAGAGACUACAAGCUAAGGCACUUGAUGAAAUGGCUACAGACGGCAGAAUUGAAAUUAACAAUUAAUGAAUUGAUAGUAAUCAUAUUUGGUAUCAUGUUAACUGAACAGGACACACAUCAUCUCAACAAUACCUAUAAUUGUUAA
Messenger RNA from Gigantopelta aegis, 666 nucleotides. Its product is annotated as intraflagellar transport protein 81 homolog. The transcript has a single exon. The record is from RefSeq and is a predicted model, not a curated record. Gene Ontology annotation, cellular component: intraciliary transport particle B; centrosome; cilium. Gene Ontology annotation, biological process: cilium assembly; intraciliary transport. Bases 1 to 666 code for a protein of 221 amino acids. Lineage: Eukaryota; Metazoa; Mollusca; Gastropoda; Neomphalida; Peltospiridae. Gene Ontology annotation, molecular function: tubulin binding.